Molecule: messenger RNA, 492 nt
Organism: Pristis pectinata (smalltooth sawfish)
Lineage: Eukaryota; Metazoa; Chordata; Chondrichthyes; Rhinopristiformes; Pristidae
Product: ubiquitin-like
Exons: 1
Coding region: 34-492 (152 amino acids)
Biological process (GO): translation; protein ubiquitination; modification-dependent protein catabolic process
Cellular component (GO): ribosome; cytoplasm; nucleus
Molecular function (GO): structural constituent of ribosome; protein tag activity; ubiquitin protein ligase binding
Source: RefSeq, a predicted model, not a curated record
UUGAGGGAAGGUGGUGGCCGAUUAACUUCCAAAAUGCAGAUCUUUGCAAAAAUCCUAACCUGGAAAACUGUAACCCUUGAGGUUGAACCCUCAGAUACCACUGAAAAUGUUAAGGCUAAGAUUCAGGACAAGGGAGGUAGUCCUCCUGAUCAGCAGCGUCUGACCUUUGCAGGAAAACAAUUGGAAGAUGGCCGUACUCUUUCCGAUUAUAACACCCAGAAGGAAACAACUCUCCAGCUUGUGCUGAGACUGCGUGGUGGUGCCAAGAAGAGGAAGAAGAAGUCGUACACCACCCCUAAGGAGAAGCAUAGGAGGAAGAAGGUCAAGCUUGCUGUCCUUAAGUAUUACAAGGUCAAUGAGUAUGGGGAAAUCUAUCGUCUACGCCAUGAGUGUCCUUCAGAGGAGUGUGGUGCUGGUGUGCUCAUGGCCAGUCACUUCAACAGGCAGUAUUGUAGGAAGUGCCGUCUGACAUACUGCUUCAAACAAGGCUGA